Messenger RNA from Nanorana parkeri, 423 nucleotides. Its product is annotated as putative N-acetylated-alpha-linked acidic dipeptidase. The record is from RefSeq and is a predicted model, not a curated record. The transcript is spliced from 2 exons. Lineage: Eukaryota; Metazoa; Chordata; Amphibia; Anura; Dicroglossidae. The annotation marks the transcript as partial. Gene Ontology annotation, molecular function: carboxypeptidase activity.
UGCUCUUGCUCUUCGUAUCCUCAAUGACCAGUUGAUGUUCACAGAGAGAGCUUUCACUGAUCCCCUCGGCCUACCAGGACGACCAUUUUACAGACAUGUCAUCUUUGCACCCAGCAGCCACAAUAAAUAUGCAGGAGAAUCGUUCCCCGGGAUUUACGACGCUCUCUUUGACAUCGAGAACAAGGCGGACCAGCAGAAGGCUUGGGAGGAAGUGAAAAGACAAAUCGCCAUUGCCACGUUUACUGUGCAGGCUGCUGCAGAGACCUUAAAAGACGUUUAAUAAAGUGUCAGCUUCCCGUUACAUUUCGCUGUCUGGCGGUAUAGACCAAAAUAAACGCACGGUACAGACUUAGAAUAUGAAACAGCAGAUCCAAAGGUAUACAGGCCUGUAUAUUACACGCCAUGGUCUUCGGCAGUGCUAUA